AUGGAAAAAAGUGAUAGAAAAUUGUUAGAAAUUACUGAACGCAUUCUUAAUACACUCGAACGAAGUGAGGGAACUUAUAUCUCGGAUAUUAUAAUGCCCUUGCUUCGAUCUAGUCUGGGAAACCUACUCAAUGGAGCGGACAAAGAACGAAUGGGGAAGAAACCCGAUAUUAUGGGGUUGCUAAAAUAUGAUGAGAAAAUCGCAGAAUUUAUGUUCGCAGAAUGCUCUCGCAUUAUUUGUUGUAAUUCAAAGAAGGAUAAUGAUGAUUUCGGAGUUGUUGGAAUUCGGGUGGUCGGAACCACUAUACGAUUAAACGUUCUUGUAAGAGACUUGGGUGGCAUACCAAGCUAUUUUCAUCUCGACCUUGCCGAAAUCCCUUUAUCACCACGCUUAUUAUAUACUAAAGCUCUUAUUCAUCUAUUACUAACCUUAAGGAAUAUCUUGAUUGUUAAUAAGAGUUUACUAAUAGAAACAUUAGAAAAAGCCGAGACUAUAGCUACUAAUAAAUUCAUCCAACAUGGCGUUCAUUAUCUUCGAAAUUCUGGUUCAGUUAACCCGGCUUCGUUAAGAACCUUUUUUGUCUCUAUUGUUAAUCCAUCGGCCAUCCCAUUCACUCCUUCUGUGAUAUCCAAAAUUCCAGAGGUUAUUGGGUCAUUUGAAUCAAUAGAGGACAAAUCUAGCUGUUUUAAACAUUCACGGACUUCGUUUAACACCUCUUCAACUUCUAUAGAACGGCCAGUAUUUACCGAAUUAACCUAA
Molecule: messenger RNA, 759 nt
Organism: Cetraspora pellucida
Lineage: Eukaryota; Fungi; Glomeromycota; Glomeromycetes; Diversisporales; Gigasporaceae
Source: the annotation of a GenBank genome assembly